UACUUUGGUUAUAUUAUAAAUAAAUUUACCUUACACAACUACUUGGACUACUAAGGAGAGUGAGUGAGAACUAUAUUCCAAAACACUGCAUCUUCAAACUCUCCACCAUGCCCAACUCCAAAAUUUGAAUCCGUGGGCUUCGCCCGGAGAAUCUCCCCGAGAUCUUUGGGCUUUCAUGAGGAGAAACUCACCCACCUCCACUUCUUCUUCCACGACGUCGUUAGUGGGCCAAAGCCCACUAUGCGCAUCAUUGCCGAGCCCGAGGGAAGGGCAAAAGACACCCUUCCCUUCGGGACUACGGUAAUUAUAGAAGACCCACUAACCGCUGGGCCGGAACCGGAGUCAAAGCUGAUAGGAAAGGCCCAAGGGCUAUAUACGUCAAUUUCGCAAGUGGAAAUGGCCCUAAUGAUGGUGAUGACGUUUGCAUUCACGGAAGGAGAAUUCAACGGAAGCACACUCAGCGUUUUGGGGCGUAACAACGUUGAGCUACCCGUUAGAGAGAUGCCAAUCGUUGGUGGAACUGGUGUGUUCCAAUUCGCACGUGGGAUUGCUAGGACCAAUUUCGUUACGGUUGAUUUCUCAAAAGGUGAUGCUAUUGUGGAAUACAAUGUUUAUGUGUACCACUACUUAACCCCUCUUCUUGAUUCAAAUCCUGCUCAUUUUAAAGAGGGCCUUGAAUAUAUGGUAGAUCCUUUAUUGGCCAAGAUCGAACCUACAGUUAACUGAACAAAUGAAAUUACACAAGUGGUUUAGUUUAGGUUAGGGCAAAAUCGUCAUAUUCUCCAGAAAUAAAGAUUAGUGAAUUAUCAAGUCAUUUUUCUGUCUUGUUUUUUAAUGGUAAUCUCUAGUAUGUACUAUAGGCAUGUAUCUUGAAAUAAACCAUGCAUGAUCAAUUGGUGUUUAUAUAUAUUAAUAAGAUGAGAACUUUAUAUUAUCCUAAUCUAAUAUAGUAACUUGGUUCCUUUUGUG
Arachis ipaensis is the source of this 969-nucleotide messenger RNA. RefSeq names its product pterocarpan synthase 1. Lineage: Eukaryota; Viridiplantae; Streptophyta; Magnoliopsida; Fabales; Fabaceae. The record is from RefSeq and is a predicted model, not a curated record.